ACCAACACCACCAAUCGUGGGCGUCUUCGUGCUUGUACACAUUUUUUAUAUACAGUACUCUCCUUCUUUCACAUAAAGAUAAAGCGAGAAGAAAAGAGUUCAACUUCAAAGAUCUGCUCUUGGAUUUCGGAUUCUGCUACAAACGAAGAAAGCCAAAGUGUUCAUCUGUUCACUGUAAGAAACUCUGGAAAUUUUCUCCGGAAACUAUGCUUUUCUAACGAAGCUAGCUUAGAAAAGUAAAAAUAGUUUGGAUUAAAAGUUCAUAUUCUCUAAGCUCAGUAAAAGAUGAUGCAAAUGGAGGGUGGUGAUAGGCUGAGAGUGACGUUACUAGAUUGUAUGGAGACUGGCCGGAGCUCGUUACCGGGAUUGACUCUUGAAGCUAUUCUAAUGGCCGACAGAAACGGAGCCUCGCCGCAGCCUCUGCCGUCGAGGAACCAAUCAAAUCGGACACUUCUUGAUGUAAUGCAGAGAGAGCACCGACACGACUACAGCCCCCGGGACAAGACCGCUUGGAAGUCUCUCCGUGAAAAGCUCCGCCUCAAACGCAAUGCUACCGUUUGGAUCUCGUCGAAUCCUAUCCCGAGUUUGAAUACCCCUGUCCUUAACCGGGACAAUAACGACAGUCACCAGCUCGGUUCUCUCCUCUCCAACUCCAGAAACGAAGGGGGACAAUCACAACCGGGGUCUGCUCCCAGCGGCGGAGUAACGGCGGAGGGGAGGUUACAAUUAGGAGCGGUGUUGGCGGAGGAGAGAGCUUUGUCAGCGAGGGAAGAGGAAACGCCGCCGGUGACGACAGACAUGCAGCCGGCAAGGAUGUCGUUGAUGGAGUUGUUGGAUGAGAACGAAGGGCAAAUGAACUUGGUAGGAGGAGGAGACGGAGAGGAAGAAGAUGAGAGAGGAGCGGUGGAGGAGACGGCAGCGGCGGCGGAGAUAAGUUGUUGUGUUUGUAUGGUAAGAAGCAAAGGAGCUGCGUUUAUCCCGUGUGGUCAUACGUUCUGCAGGUUGUGUUCGAGAGAGCUUUGGGUUCAAAGAGGAAACUGUCCCCUAUGCAACACCUCCAUUUCAGAAAUUCUUGAUCUCUUUUAGUCAUUUUCUUUUCUCGUUUAAUUAUCAUAUUUAGGUUGUCUUAUUUCUUGUUGUAAUGUGUUGUUGAAAACUGAAGAGAAACUCUGAUGAAUAUCUCUCUCUCUCAGAUUCAUGCAAGUGUUAAACCUUUUUCUGUUAUUGGAGAAAAUAGUUAAAUUAUAUCAAA
Raphanus sativus (radish) is the source of this 1252-nucleotide messenger RNA. Its product is annotated as putative E3 ubiquitin-protein ligase XBAT35. The coding region runs from base 286 to 1086 and encodes 266 amino acids. The record is from RefSeq and is a predicted model, not a curated record. The transcript has 3 exons. Lineage: Eukaryota; Viridiplantae; Streptophyta; Magnoliopsida; Brassicales; Brassicaceae.